AUGGAGGAGCCGCUUGAUGAGAAGGAUUUGGAAAGGAAGCUGAAGAAAGAGCAGAAGGCGAAAGAGAAGGAGGAGAAGAAGCUCAAGGCGAAGCAGAAGGAGGCGGCCAGGCUACAGGUCCAAUCAGCAUCUGAUGGAGCUAACAAGAGUGAGAAGAAGCAAAAGAAGAAAGGCGCCACCAAUGAGAAUCCUGAGGAUUUCAUUGAUCCAGAUACUCCCACUGGACAGAAGAAACUGAUUGCUUCUCAAAUGGCCAAACAUUACAGCCCGUCUGCUGUUGAGAAAUCGUGGUAUCCUUGGUGGGAGUCAUCACAGUAUUUUGUAGCAGAUGCCGCAAGCUCAAAGCCACCGUUUGUAAUAGUCCUGCCACCUCCAAAUGUGACAGGACCCCUUCACAUAGGCCAUGCAAUUACAGUGGCAAUUGAGGAUGCUAUGAUCCGCUGGCGGAGGAUGUCAGGCUACAAUGCUUUGUGGAUUCCUGGAAUGGAUCAUGCUGGUAUAGCUACACAGGUCGUUGUGGAAAAGAAGAUCAUGCGUGAGAGGAAGCUGUCAAGGCAUGAUCUAGGGCGUGAUAAAUUUCUAUCUGAGGUCCACAACUGGAAAGAUCAGUAUGGUGGCACCAUAUUGAGACAAUUGCGUACGCUUGGAGCCUCGCUUGACUGGUCGCGCGAAUGUUUUACAAUGGAUGAGCAGAGAUCAGAGGCUGUAACAGAAGCGUUUGUUAGGCUAUACAAGGAAGGUUUGAUAUAUAGGGAUAUUCGUCUCGUGAACUGGGAUUGCACGCUCCGUACAACAAUUUCUGAUAUCGAGGUUGACCGUGUUGAUCUCAAGGCAGAGACUUUGUUAGAGGUCCCUGGUUAUAGCAACCCAGUUCAGUUUGGUGUUUUGACAUCUUUUGCCUAUCCUCUAGAAGAAGGAUUGGGUGAAAUUAUCGUUGCAACAACUAGAAUAGAAACUAUGCUCGGUGAUACCGCUAUAGCUGUUCAUUCUCAGGAUGAAAGAUAUAAGCAUCUGCAUGGAAAAUAUGCCGUCCAUCCGUUUAAUGGCCGAAAACUUGAAAUAAUUUGCGCUGAUGACUUAGUGAAAGCCACUUUUGGUACUGGCGCUGUCAAGAUCACACCAGCUCAUGAUAGCAAGGACUUCAAGGUUGGGAAACAGCAUAACCUGGACUUUAUCAAUAUUUUCACUGAUGACGGGAACAUAAAUGAAAAUGGAGGUCCACAAUUUGAAGGAAUGCCACGUUUUACCGCUCGAGCUGCUGUUAUUGAUGCACUAAAGGAAAAGGGUCUAUACAGAGGCAUGGAAAAUAAUGAUAUGGAAUUAGGACGUUGUUCGAGAACUAAUGAUAUUGUGGAGCCAAUGAUCAAGCCCCAAUGGUUUGUUAAUUGUAAUACCAUGGCAAAGGCAGCUCUUGAUGCUGUGAAAUCCAAAGAGAUAGAGAUCAUUCCACCACAAUAUGAGCAAGACUGGUACAGGUGGCUUGAAAACAUACGCGAUUGGUGUAUUUCAAGACAACUUUGGUGGGGACACCGUGUACCUGCUUGGUAUGUGACAUUAGAAGAUGACAAAGAGAAAGACAUGGGUUCGUACAUUGACCACUGGAUAAUCGCAAGAAAUAAAAGUGAUGCAGUACUGGAGGCAAAACAGAGGUACCCAAAGAAGAAAUAUCAGUUGGAUCAAGAUCCUGAUGUGUUGGACACAUGGUUUUCAGCUGGUCUUUUCCCCCUAACUGUACUUGGUUGGCCGGACAAUACAGCUGACCUUAGUACUUUCUACCCUACUUCUGUACUUGAAACUGGAUUGGACAUCCUCUUCUUUUGGGUAGCAAGGAUGGUGAUGAUGGGAAUGCUACUCCACGGUGAUGUGCCAUUUCGAAAGAUUUACUUGCAUCCAAUUAUUCGUGAUGCACAUGGCCGCAAAAUGUCCAAGUCACUAGGAAAUGUCAUUGAUCCCAUUGAUGUAAUAAAUGGUAUAACACUGGAAGGUCUUCAGAAAAAGUUGGAACACGGCAAUCUGGACCAAGGCGAAUUGGAAAAGGCAAAAGAAGGUCAAAAGAAGGAUUUCCCUGAUGGUAUUCCUGAGUGUGGUACUGACGCCCUUCGUUUUGCUCUGAUCUCCUACACUUCUCAGUCCGACAAGAUAAACCUGGAUAUCAAGCGAGUGCAUGGGUACAGACAAUGGUGCAAUAAACUGUGGAACGCCAUUCGUUUUGCGAUGGUUAAGCUUGGAGAUCAGUACACUCCACCAGCAACUCUCGCGGUGCAUAGUAUGCCGCCCAUCUGCAAAUGGAUACUCUCAGUACUUAGUAAGGCUGUUGGCAAGACCGUGUCAUCAUUAGAAGCAUAUAAGUUCUCCGACGCGACGUCAUCUAUAUACUUCUGGUGGCAAUACCAGCUUUGUGAUGUCUUUAUAGAAGCAAUUAAACCUUACUUCAAUGGAUCUCAAGAGUUCGAAUCUGCAAGAUGUGCUUCUAGAGAUACACUAUGGGCAUGCCUGGACACUGGUUUGCGUCUUCUCCAUCCAUUGAUGCCUUACAUAACAGAAGAGCUUUGGCAGCGCCUUCCUCAGCCUAAGGAGGCUUGUAGGAAAGAUUCCAUUAUGAUAUCAGAAUACCCCUCAGCUGUACAGGAAUGGGCAAAUGAUGAAGUUGAGAACGAAAUGGAGAUUGUGUUAGAUGCCGUGAGUAAGCUGAGAUCUCUCCUGCCACCAACAGAUAUACAUCUAAGGCGCCCAUGUUUUGUGCUCUGCCGAAACCUAGAGGUUGCAGCCACUGUUGGAUGCUACCAAGCUCAAAUUGCAACGCUUGCUUCUGUAUCAUCUCUUGAGAUCCUGACAGAGGAUGAUCCAACUCCACCCGAUUGUGCCACAAAUAUUGUAAACAAAGAUCUAGCCGUUUAUCUCCAGCUCCGGCGAGCUCUCAACACGGAAGCUGAACAUGAGAAGCUUAGGAAGAAGAGAGAGGAAGUUCAAAAGCAAUAUGACACCCUGUCACAGAAAAUGAGUGCAUCAGGCUACCGUGAGAAGGCCCCACAGAGCAAGCAGGAUGAUGAUAUGAAAAAACUUGCUACUCUGUUGGAGGAGCUCGAGAUCAUCAGCGAAGCUGAGAGUAAACUGGAUGCAAAAAACUGA
This is a messenger RNA of Triticum turgidum subsp. durum (durum wheat), 3129 nucleotides long. The record is from the annotation of a GenBank genome assembly. NCBI's taxonomy places the organism in Eukaryota, Viridiplantae, Streptophyta, Magnoliopsida, Poales, Poaceae.